Molecule: messenger RNA, 2443 nt
Organism: Erpetoichthys calabaricus (reedfish)
Lineage: Eukaryota; Metazoa; Chordata; Cladistia; Polypteriformes; Polypteridae
Gene: hoxa9b
Product: homeobox A9b
Exons: 2
Coding region: 731-1513 (260 amino acids)
Biological process (GO): proximal/distal pattern formation; DNA-templated transcription; anterior/posterior pattern specification
Cellular component (GO): nucleus
Molecular function (GO): RNA polymerase II cis-regulatory region sequence-specific DNA binding; DNA-binding transcription factor activity, RNA polymerase II-specific
Source: RefSeq, a predicted model, not a curated record
ACAAGCUGAAAAAUACGUCAAAUACUUUUUCUCUUUCAAUAAUAAACAUUGUUAUUUUGUAAACGUAUAUUAUACAAAUCGACAUACGAUGUCGUAAUUAUAAAUUAGUUCCAAAUAUAUUUCUGGUUUUGAUCAUAGUAACCGGGAAUUAGGCGAUUCCACACUUAUAAAGCAUAUAAAAAAAUGAUUAGUAUUAAAAAAUAUAAGAAACAGAUUUAACGAGAUUGAUUUGUUCAAAUAAAUACACCCAUUUUAAAAUAUUAUAUUUCACCUUAGUAUUCUAAUGCGAAUAUUAUUUUUAUUAAUUGAUUUGGAAAUUAAAGUAAACUAUUUUAUUUUCUCUGUGAAACAACAAUAAAUCUACAGAAAGAUUAAUUGUACAAGUCUUCAAUUCUCCCAAAAUAAAUAUAGUAUUGUAAUGUCACGGAAGAGGUUUAAUAUCGUGUUUACUGUACAUAUCAAAUAAUAUCCUUUUUCAUAAAAUCGUAUGGCUUUACAAUAAAAAAUUAUGACUGAAAAAUGCUGACCCCCAUUUUUACUGGUUUGCGGACUGAUUUAUAUUUUAUUGUUCUGCUUGGCGAUCACGUGUUCUGCACCAGCCAAUCCGAAUGCAGACGUCUUUUAACUUAUUAGGUGUCUGUAGUUCUUUGUGAAGCGAACUUGCUACUUGAUUGUACAGUUUCAUGUAUUCUUAACGAGUGUAUGUUUGUGUUUUUCUGUGUUUAGUGCAAUGUCUACCUCGGGAACAGUUAACAGUUACUAUGUAGACUCUCUUACUAUUCACGAGGGCGAGGAUCUUUUACAGCCCAGAUAUUCCUCCGGUACAGUGCUUCAGCAGACAAGACAAACAGCUUUGACUGAGCACACAGAGCUAACCCCUUGUAGUUUUCAACCUAAAUCCUCUUUACUCGGUACUUCGUGGAGUCCAGUUCAUCCUACCAAUUAUGUCUCUUCUGUCUAUCAUCCUUAUAUGCAUCACGAAGGCUCGGCUGGAGAACCGGAUGGGAGAUAUUUGCGUUCUUGGUUGCUGGAGCCAAUGUCAGGAUCCAUCCCUUUUCCUGGAUUACCGUCUACAAAGCAUUACAAUAUUAAGCCUGAACCGUUUAACAGGAGAGUUGACUGCUCCACUUUGGAAGCACAUACUCUGUUAUUUUCCGAAUUCACUAAUGGAUCUUCUCCAGCAGAAAAUGAAGAACCUUCAGGAGAGCCUGUCUUGCCAGAAAAAAACGCAGAGAAUAUAUCAGUGGUAGAAAAAAAGGAGACGGACUCAAAUAACCCAUCUGCAAAUUGGAUACAUGCGAGGUCAACAAGAAAAAAGCGAUGUCCGUACACUAAACAUCAGACGUUAGAGCUGGAGAAGGAAUUUCUGUUCAACAUGUAUCUCACUAGAGACAGACGAUAUGAGGUGGCUAGGCUACUUAAUCUUACUGAAAGGCAAGUUAAAAUCUGGUUUCAGAACAGAAGAAUGAAGAUGAAAAAAAUCAAUAAAGAUCAUCCCAAGGACGACUGUUAGAAUAUUACAGGAAUGACAGCGUGCAUAGACCGCUCCGUAAGAAGGAAAAACACAACAUUAAAAUGAUUCUAACAUAAUUUCCUAACGACAGAAAGGAGUUGAAAGACUUGUCAGAAAAGUGCUGCAUUCCUUUGACGCCUAUUCACUUUUGACUACCUUUAUGGCUGCACAAUUUGCUCAUGAACUGUCUUAUAUUGUGUUUUCCAAUUGUAUUUUUGUUACAGCCACUGUUGCGGCAAACCCACCUAUUCCUAUAUACUUGAACAUUGUGUCUUCAAAGUGAUUACUUAUAACUGGAUAGUUGUAUUUUAUUGUUGUAUGAUUUGUGAUAGUAAAAGUAGACAUCGUUGAACUCAGGUUUGCAAAGUAAAACGCAAGUUCUGUGAGUAUUUAUCUGUCACUAAAGUAUUUAAUGUUAUGAAGCUGCAGAAAUUCCGUUCUUUAUUACCAUGGUGCUGUCUAAUUAUACGAAAAUGUUUCCAUUUGUAUAAAAUAUUUGAUUUCUAGGGCACAUUUAUAAUAUGAGCUCUAGUAAAAAAUAUUUCUAACGCCCGGUAGGUAACAUUCUCUACUUAAACUAACCUUAUCCACGUUGUUGAAUAGUUUUUAUGUAACACAGAGAAAAUGUUAAAUGUUUAACUACCUAAGUACUUGAGAGAACUACCUACAUUGAUGCAGUCAAAGUACCAUACGGAACAACUUUAAAUUGUAUGUUGAACAGAUCGAAAUAAAUUACUUUAACCAGUAUUUUAGUGAACCCAGUAUUCAGAUCGAGCAAUUGUUACCUCAUUAUUUUGUUUAAACAUUUUGUUUUUAAAUUAGGCACCUUGAAUUCAACUAUAAUAAAAAAAUGUUUAGAUUAAUUUGAUUCUUCUGUUUUUACUUGCUUGGAGUACUUUCAUGACUCUCAUUGCAUCUGGACCCGCAUGG